Hypoxylon trugodes is the source of this 1471-nucleotide messenger RNA. Its product is annotated as BTB/POZ protein. The record is from RefSeq and is a predicted model, not a curated record. The transcript is spliced from 4 exons. NCBI's taxonomy places the organism in Eukaryota, Fungi, Ascomycota, Sordariomycetes, Xylariales, Hypoxylaceae. Gene Ontology annotation, molecular function: protein binding. The coding region runs from base 367 to 1191 and encodes 274 amino acids.
GCAAAUCGGAUGCAUCUUUAACGAUUGCGAUUGCUACCUAAUCCCAUCAAAAUCAAUAACGUGGCCGUUGCUGACGGGUUUGGUUUGGUUUGGUAACAUACCAGAGAGUAAGACGGCAUUUUAGAUUUGGUCGAUUGCAAGGUUUCAUCUGGUCGAAAAGUGAUCAGUAUCUUGUCUAAUCAGAAUUAGAAGUUGGAAAAUGAACAGGUCAUCUUGAUCGUCUUCUGAUGCUAUGGCUAAUUUGUGAGGAAUUCUCUUUCCUUACCUAUAUUAUAUCGAAGAGGCCCCGUCCGCGUAUGCUCCCUUCACAUCCACAAUCGUUUCCCGACAUUAUUUGGGCCGAUACCCAGCCAUACCAAAGGAAAAAUGUCGCUUUUUGGUAUCAACAGUCCCUCUCUAGAGCUGGCAGAUUCCUUGAGAAAACUUUAUCGCAGCGAAGAAUACUCUGAUCUUAUUAUUACCUGUCGUGGGAAGCAGUAUAAAGUACACAAGGCCGUUGUUUGCCCGCGAUCCGAGUUCUUUGCUACGGCUUGUCGUGGUAAUUUCAAGGAGGCACGCGAUGGGAGGAUUGACCUCCCAGAAGAUGAUCCCGCGAUUGUUGAGAAAAUGAUCUUUUAUCUCUAUAACCUAGAUUAUACCACAUCUCAGACGACCACUCCGAGCCUUGUCGUCCAUGCUAGAGUCUACGCGCUAGCGGAGAAAUAUCUCAUCGGUGGUCUCAAAGCCACAGCCCUAACAAAGUUCAGAGCUAUAGUCGAUAACAUUUCGAGUUCGAGCGACGAGCAGCGCCUUGAUUUCGCUAAAGCUGCUCGAGAGGUCUACACAUCUACCGUAGACGUCGAUACUGGGCUAAGAGAUGUCAUAUUGGAAACACUUCAUAAGAAUCCAAAGUUCUUGGAUCAAAAAGAAUGCCGAAGUAUUCUGAAGGAAUUGCCCACUCUGACCUACGACCUUCUUAUGCGGGUACGAGAAAAUGGAUACUGGCCCAAGCAACCAAUUGAGGAGCCUUUGAAAACAUCAAGUUUAUUUGGUGGGGUGGGCUCAAAAUCAUCACAGGGGGGGUUAUUCGGUGGUGGUCCGUCUUCGAGAUAUGAACAACCAUCAUCGUCUUUGUUUGUUCAGGCACCUUCAAGAUCCGCGUUUGGUACGACAACCUCCGGUAGUUCUAGCUUCGGAAACUUCCCGAGCUAGAAUGUACUCUAUCUUGACAGUGUAUGUUCUUAUUCAACGGCAAGGUGCCCACAAACAUGCCUGAACGCAGGGCCUUAGUGGCCUCACCACUAUAGCUUAAUUAACCUCGUCUCUUGGAAAAAAUGAAUAAUCUAAAAUAAAGUUUGUUAACCUACUUUAAAGAUGACCUCAAAAUAUAUAUGCGUUGGAUUAGGUAGGUAUGGGUUGAUAUAGAGAGGUCAAUGAUAAUAAUUAAGAUACUUUGAUAUGUGCCCCUGAAUUAAACUAUUAAAUAUUAAAC